This is a messenger RNA of Diachasma alloeum, 4076 nucleotides long. RefSeq lists its product as uncharacterized. NCBI's taxonomy places the organism in Eukaryota, Metazoa, Arthropoda, Insecta, Hymenoptera, Braconidae. Gene Ontology annotation, molecular function: protein binding. Bases 307 to 3558 code for a protein of 1083 amino acids. The transcript has 4 exons. The record is from RefSeq and is a predicted model, not a curated record.
GUAGAGUCAGUACGUCGUACGGUGUCACAGUUGUCACGCGAAAGCCGCCCACCCCCGACAAAACUACGUGGCAUUCACCAAAAAUUCACCCCCAAAAUUCACGAUCAAUAUAAUCCCUAAAAAUGAAUCGCAACUGUGCGUCUCUCCCCCACAGCCCCGCAAAUGAUGAAUAAAAAUCGGCGUAAAAUAGUGAAUAGUGUCAGUAAAUUGUGAAGUAAAAAAUCAUGAAUGCCCCUAGAUCGGGCAAUUUAUUCACUGACUGAAGCAAAACCAACGAAUUAAAGGAAAAUUGAGAAGCGCAAAAAUAUGGACGAGACCGAUCAGGAUUCUGUGUGCUACGGGCCGGGUAGCAUUGCAGGGGCUGUGAUCGGUACAUUUUUUACGACUGCACUCCUUUUAGCGAUCGCUGCCUUCCUCUACAGGCAGUGGCGUCGACACAAGGGAAAGCACCUUGUGCUGGUGACAGAUCCGGAGAUUGUCGAGGAUGCCUAUGCAUUCGAUAAUCCCUGCUUCAAGGACGCGACAGGACAAAUCGGAAGUAUGGAGAGACCGCUGUCCGUCGCAGCUAUUGAGACACAAAUCAAAGACUCACCAAAGUGGUCAACCCCGUGGUCAGGAUUGGGCCUAGGCGCGGGGAAUAAGCACGACAAGAGGCGGACACUCGACGAUUCCUGCCUAGGGCCGAAAGCUACACGAGUGAGUGUAGUGAGCCUCCGCAGCCGAGACUUCACCGGCCUCGGUUUCAACGUCGCCGGCAACAUGAGAGAGGGAAUAUUCGUGAAGGAUCUUCUUCAUCGUGGUCCAGCGUCCGAAUCCGGUCGCAUUCAUCCAGGCGAUCGAAUAACAAGCGUGAAAAUAAGCUUUCGAAGUAUGGUGUACGAGGACGCCCUAACGAUCCUGAGUUACGCAUCACCCUACGAUGUUGAACUCGAGGUGGAGAGCGGUGGCAGUGGCUCCCGGCCGACGACGCUCUUAAAAAAGACGGUUGGCCCGAGCCCCACGCGGAUUUGUCACCCCAUCUACCGAAGCCAAUCAAUUCCGGAACUCUCUCGCGUCCACAAGUCCUCAGCAAAACGACUUUUCAUUGCCGAUCCCACCGACUCUCUCAACUGCUCCAACUACUCGCCCCUAAAUUCCACCCUCAAAUCCUCAAAAUCAACGCCGGGAAGUCACACGUUUGAACGACAGCACGAGGAAGCGAAGACCAACAAUCACCACCAGAAAUUCGGCAUCAAAGUGCUGCCCACAUUGGAGGGCACAGUCCACAGGAUUGAGAAUCAAAACGAGCACAAUACGAAUCUCGAGCGAAAGCACUCGCGGAAGAGGCUCGACGUGGAGAGACGAGAGAUCGUCUCGUCGACGCCGAUUCUCGCGGAGAAGACGAGCGAACGCCUCCGCCAGAGGGAGAACCGCCUGGAGAAUGGGGCAGACUCGACGGACUGCAAAGCAUCGAAUCCCCAUCCGCGGGAUGACGAGAGCAUGAUUCCCUCGGAGGUGCCGGCGGAGGUGCACAACGCGGCAAUGGCAGCGAGAAGAAAUCGAAAGAGCAGUGCCGAACUGCUGAGCCCAUUCAAGCCCGACGAUUUCGGAUCCACCCCAGAGCCGGAAGACCGCAAGAGCCCGCAGAAGAACAAGCGAAAGGCGCCAGCACCGCCUGCGUCGCCGAUCAAAGACGACCAAAUCCCCUCCGCCGAUCAUCGCCAGCUGCAAGACAGGAUCGACACGAUAGCGGAUUACACAGAAUCACUGAGCGAUUACGUUGAGAAGGUGAUGGAGAGUGAGACUGACGGCGAGCAGACUCAACUACCCCGAGCGGACGAUCACUCAGAGCGCAGGAACUCCGCGGAAUCGGACACUGACUCCGAAAUGCAGCACAGCUUCACGACGAUCGAGCUCAACCCAUCGGACAUUACAAUCCACCACACGCCAGUGCCCAGGGCGCCUGAAGACGAGACUGAGGACGACGUCUACAGGAAGGCAGCGAGCCUCGGCGAUCUGUCCAAGUACGAGGCGAAGAGUUCGUCUACUCUGGAGAGGGCCCAGAGCCUCGACAUGGCGGACGCCGGCUUGAAGAAGCGAAAGGCGCCGCUUCCCCCCGAAGACAUCGCCGAGUUCAACGAGGACUUGACCAAACUCGACGACAUCGAGGCCUUCGACAGGGUAAAACUGAAGAAGUCGAGUGAAUGGGGCACCCUGGAGGACGCUAUUUGGAAGAAAGCGGACGGUGAUGGCGAGGAGAAGCCGAAGGCCCGGAAAAAAAGCAGCGGAACUCUGGAGAGAUCCAAGUCCGCUGUUGAGAUCAAACUUAAAGAGGAUAAUUCACACUCUCAGUAUACCCCAUCUCCGGGGGAGUCCGACGAUUGCAGCGCAGAGCUGUACAAUCUUCCUCUGAGCAAGCGCCUCACGAGGGACUUCAUCCACGCCGAGAGGAUGUUCAAUCCCGACGAGGACAACGCCCUCGUGAGAAUUGUCAACAACGGACGGGUUUUGAAGAGCCCAACCCCAGAGCAAGUUGAACUGGACUUUAGGCAGGCGAAGCCGAUGGACAGCCCCGAGGGAAGUGAUCCUCCAGCUGCUGUGGAGUCCUUCGAUCAAGCGCUGAGAUUCUUCGAUCUUCACACAUGGCUGUCCAGUAAACAGCCGGUUAAGGCAGACCCUGACACGAUUAAUGGGGACAAUAGAGACAUGUAUGUGGGCAUGAAGCAGGUCAGGGAGGAGCCUGUGAGGAGAAUUACAGUGAACCGGAGGUGUCCCGUUUGCGAAAGGAAUGGUCAGCAUGACAAGCACUGUCAGCUUCAUGUUAAAAGUAAUGGCAAUCACGAUGAUUCGUCCAAGUCGGUGGCGAAUCCCGUGGACGGGGAGGUCACGCCUUCCACGUUGACUGAUAUUGAGAGGCAGAUAGAGAGCAUUAGUGGUCAUGCAGUGGUGAAUGAUGACGAGGAUGUUGAUGACGGCUGCGAUCUCGAAUUGGGGGUCACUGUCAACAGCAAGAGACUCACUCCCGAGGACCAGCACAACGUCAGUAAUAUCAGUGUCUCGAGCGAGGACAGCGGUCUCGUUGGAGAGUCUGGAGAGUUUAAUGCCGACUCGAGGCCGCCAUUGCCCAAUACCCCGGCCCCGCCGCAAAAGUCCUCCAAAAAACUGACUUAUAUCACUGAGAUCAAGGUUUCACCCAGGGACGGCAGGGAAAAUCUUCCUGAGGUCAACGAAAUUCAUCCGAAACCACCCAGGGGACAGGUGACGAUCACUUCCAAUGGGAAACCAACACCUGGGAAGAAACCGCCAGUUCCACCCAGGCGGAGUGACUCCGCCAAAAGCAGUGGGAAAGACGCAGCCGUUGACAAACAAGUUGUUUAUGUCUCCGAGUUCAAGUCUCCCGAGAUCAGUCAGACUGAGGUGACCGAUGGCAAUGAUAAAUCGACGGGGAAUAAGAAAUUCGAGCGCUGGAUUUUUCUGGGAGAGAAUAGGGAGGAAAGUUCUUGGGGCAAUGGGUCGAAUCAACCCCAGCCUGUUACGAACAUCGUGGUCUCCUCGGGGGAGGAGAAAAUUUUUAAAUGAGAGCGGAAAACAAGUUUUUAUGUGGAUAUGUCUGUGGAGUCAAUAUGGGGGUCAUUUUGGGAAACGGUACUUAUGGGCAGCGCCAUCUAUCGGAAUUCUAGAAAAUUUUAGACCUUUCGAGGUAAUUAAUAAGUUUUUUAUUAUUGCAUUCAAACUGUGACGGUUUAGUCUGCAGCAAUUCAAGGAGUUUAUAGAAAUUUCUAGGAAAUUCAGGGAGUUUCUAGAAAAUUUGAGGGAAUGCGAGGAGUUUGGAGGAAAUUGGAGAAAGAAGGAAAGAUCAUGGACGUAUCCACGUACAAUUACAGUUGUAUCGAAGAUACAAUCGCCUGUAAUUUUUUAUUUUUUUAUUUAUUACUUUUUUUGAGCGGGGAAGGGUUCAAAUAGUCAGAAAUCUGUUAGUCUCUAUUGCGAUUUUUAAUGAGUUUUGAAUGCUGUUGGGGAGGAAAUCGGGAGCGAAGCGGUAAAUCGGUUCAAGUCGAUUUUGACUUUGGGCCAAUUUUUAGGGAAUAUCUCGGAGU